AAGACGCUGAGGAAAGGGCUCAGUAUCAACAUAUACUUCAAACCAUCCUCAUCUGCUGGAUCUAUCAAAGAGUAUUAUUUUUUAAACCAAACAUGAAGUUCCUGGUGAUCGUUUUUGUGGCCCUGCUUGCCUUCGCCUCGGCUCUGCCCCAAUUCGGAUUUGGAGGAUUUGGUGGACAAGAACAACAGCAGCAGCAAGAAGGAUUCAGUGGAGGCUUCGGCGGUUUUGGUGAACAGCAACAACAGCAACAGCAAGGAUUCAGUGGAUUCGGGGGAGGCCUCGAGCAGCAGCAGCAACAGCAGCAGGAAGGCUUUGGGGGCGGUUUCGGAGGCUUCGAGCAGCAACAGCAACAGCAGCAGGGAGGAUUUUUCUAGGCUUAUUUUAAAUAAUAAUUUAAAUAAAAGAUAAUAUAAUACUUUAAAACAUAAACCGAUACAUAAGAUCACUGGCCCUAUGAUUAUUCAAAGCUAGCAAAAUAAGAGAAUAUUAUAUUCAAGCUUAGACUUUUUAAACCAAGUGAUGUUCAGAGCAAUCUGGUUUUAGAUGCUAAUUCCAGAGGGAAAAUUAACACUUAUUAAAAAUGAAUUAAAUAAACGUAUAAUGUCUCUAA
Drosophila kikkawai is the source of this 610-nucleotide messenger RNA. RefSeq names its product heterogeneous nuclear ribonucleoprotein A1. NCBI's taxonomy places the organism in Eukaryota, Metazoa, Arthropoda, Insecta, Diptera, Drosophilidae. The record is from RefSeq and is a predicted model, not a curated record.